AUGUCUGUUGUUGUUGAGAAUCUUUCUCUGGAACACAGAACCAAAAAGCAGAGGAUCAUUAACGAGUCCUCCUCUUCUAGUAGAUGUGAAUGUGGUAACUGGUUCGUUCGUUACGGAGUUUGCACCACUUGCAAAUCAACUAUUGACAAAAACCAAGGCCGAGCAUUCGAUUACCUUUUCAACGGUUUACAGCUAAGCCACGAAGCUGUAGCUGUAACAAAGCGCUUCACCACAUCAGUCUCUUGUUCCACCGAUAAAAAACUUCACUUAGUACUUGACUUGGACCACACGCUUCUCAACACCGCUAGUCUCUCACGACUCACCGAAACAGAGAAGUAUCUGAUCAAAGAAGCGGCUUUAAUUACAAGGGAUGAUCUGUGGGAGUGGACAACCGAAGGCGAUGAUGAUAUUCCCAUUGUGUCCUUGAUGACAAAGCUACGGCCAUUUGUUCACGGUUUCUUGGAAGAAGCCAACGAGAUGUUCACAAUAGUGAUAACAAGAGACGAGAGUACUGAUAUGAAGACGCUUGAUUUGGUUUUGGCUCAUGAACGUGGAACAUUGAUUGUGGAUGAUAGUCCUGAUUCUGAGGAGAAGACGACAGACGAGAGUGAAAACGACGGUGGAUUAGCCAAUGUUUUGAAGUUACUCAAAGAAGUUCAUAGUGCAUUCUUCAGAAUCGCAGAUGAAAAGGAAUUGGAGUCACAAGACGUGAGGUUGCUGCUACGAGAGGUAGAGUCCAAUCGUGUAGACAAAUAA
Messenger RNA from Eruca vesicaria subsp. sativa (arugula), 756 nucleotides. NCBI's taxonomy places the organism in Eukaryota, Viridiplantae, Streptophyta, Magnoliopsida, Brassicales, Brassicaceae. The record is from the annotation of a GenBank genome assembly.